Molecule: messenger RNA, 2427 nt
Organism: Ipomoea nil (Japanese morning glory)
Lineage: Eukaryota; Viridiplantae; Streptophyta; Magnoliopsida; Solanales; Convolvulaceae
Product: probable LRR receptor-like serine/threonine-protein kinase At3g47570
Exons: 5
Coding region: 1-2427 (808 amino acids)
Biological process (GO): protein phosphorylation
Molecular function (GO): ATP binding; protein binding; protein kinase activity
Source: RefSeq, a predicted model, not a curated record
AUGGUACCAGAGUCUAUCUCAAAUUCUUCCAAACUGAUUGACCUUGAACUCAGUUACAACUAUUUUAGUGGCUCCAUUCCAAGAUCUUUGGGAAAUCUAAGGUAUCUACAGCUUCUGUCCAUGCAAAAUAACACCCUUCAUUAUGAGCCAUCCGUGGAAGAGCCCAGCAUCAUCGAUUUCUUGACAAGGUUUCGAUAUUUGAGGGAAUUAAGGAUCACUUUCAAUCCUCUUAUUGGCGGCGCUCUAUCCACUUCUGUCGGGAAUCUUUCAUCUGCUUUUGAGAUCUUUGUUGCCGCUGGCUGCGGGUUGAAGGGAAACAUACCAACUCAGAUUGGGAACUUGAGAAACUUGAUUGAGUUGACUAUAUCUUUCAAUGACUUAUUUGGGUUCAUUCCGACAACCUUGGAUAGGCUGCAACAGCUUCAGAAAUUGGAACUGGACAACAACAAACUGAGAGGGCCCCUUCCGACCAGCCUUUGCAGGCUACGAAACCUAGGAUUGUUGUCUUUGAGCUUCAACCAAAUGUCAGAUGGGAUACCUGAAUGCUUGAGUAAUCUCUCUUUCUUGCGAGAGCUUUACAUUGAUCAUAAUAGGUUUAGUUUUGGGAUACCACAAAGCUUUUGGGACCUCAAAGGUUUGUUAAGAGUUGAUAUGUCCGCAAAUUCCUUAAAUGGAUCGUUGUCGGUUGACGUUGUCAAGUUUGAGGAUGUUAUACAUUUGAAUCUAUCAAAUAAUCAGUUCUCUGGGAACAUACCUCCCUCAGUCACAGAAAUGCAAAAUUUGGAGAUUCUUCUCCUUGCCAAUAACAAACUGCAAGGACCCAUUCCAGAGUUCAAAGAACCAACUAUAGCAUUGGAAUUCCUGGACAUAUCCCAUAACACACUAACUGGUGUAAUCCCAAAGUCUUUGGAAAACCUUAAAAACCUCAAAUACCUCAACCUGUCGUUCAACAACUUGAGCGGCGAAAUCCCUUCUGGCGGUUCUUUACGAAACUUAACGAGGCAGUCUUUCAUGUUUAAUGAAGCACUCUGCGGAAGUCCUAGGUUUGGUGUCCCGACAUGCCCAUCACCUCAUCCACACUCAAGAAACAAAAAAGUAUUUGUGUUGUUAGGAGCCCUGAGUUUAUUGUUCUUCAUCGUUAUUGCAUUCUUGUUGGUGAGAAGAUAUAGAAAGAAGAACAUUUCUCAAAGUGAAACAGAUCAAUUGUUCCUACGGGAGCCAACAAGAAUUUCAUAUUAUGAACUUGUGCAAGCAACUGCAAGUUUUAGCCAAAGCAAUCUUUUAGGUUCUGGAAGCUUUGGCUCUGUUUACAAAGGGAUUCUAAAUUCUGGGAUGGUUGUUGCCAUCAAAGUGUUCAAUCAAUCAGAACAUGCACAAAGAAGUCUUGAAGUUGAGUGUCAAGUGUUAAAAAAUUUGCGCCAUCGAAACCUCACUAAGAUUAUUACUGGCUGCUUUGGAGAUAACUUUAAAGCCCUAGUCAUCGAAUACAUGCCUAAUGGAAAUCUUGAGGAGUGGUUGUACUCUGAAACCAAUUUCUUAAAUAUUUUGCAAAGGCUAAAUAUAAUGAUGGAUGUAGCUUCAGCACUGGAAUAUCUCCAUUAUGGUUAUUUUACUCCGGUGGCUCAUUGUGAUAUAAAGCCUAGUAAUGUCCUCUUGGAUGAAGAAAUGGUGGCCCAUGUUAGUGACUUUAGCAUAACGAAACUGUUUGCAGGUGAAGAUGAGACUUUUCUCCACACUAAAACACUGGCAACUUUGGGUUACAUGGCACCAGAGUAUGGAACGCAUGGACGAGUAUCGAUAUCAUGUGAUGUUUAUAGUUUUGGGAUUAUGAUGAUGGAAAUGUUUUCAAGAAAAAAGCCCACAGAUGAGAUGUUCACGGAAGAGAUGAGCCUAACAAGUUGGGUAAGGGAUGCGUUGCCUUAUCCAGGGCCGGAUUUUAGGUUUUUAAGUGCAACAUACUGCAUGCAUUCAAUGUUUUUCUUCGACCUCUUUUGGAUUGGACGCAUCGGUGAUCGUCUCCCAGACAUAGAUACUGUUGUAUCGAACUGGAUGGAUAGGCCACCUCUGUUGGAUGGUAAUAAUUUCUCAUUCCGGAAAGCCAGAAUGGAAAUCUAUCUUCAAGCCCAAGGAGCUAGAGUGUGGCGUUCUGUAAUUACUAGUUGGACACCCCCUACAAAAAACGGACUGAUGCGUACGACAGUCUGUAAACCAGUAGAGGAAUGGUCAAUUAAUGAAUUAUCUCUCUCAGAUUACAAUAGCAAAGCAUUGAAUUCAAUUGUGGGAUCAUUAUAUGAGUCUGUAUUCACCCAAGUCACUGGUGUGAAAGAAGCCAAGAAGGUGUGGGAGAUCUUGCAAACUCGAUACGAAGGAACCGAUGAUGUAAAGCAGUCAAAUUACGAAUGGUUCUUUCAGAAUUCGAAGCCCUGA